UGAGGCGGCGCGGAGCGCGCAUGCGCAGUGCGCGGGCGGGCCGUCGUGGGCGCCGCUCCCGGCAGCUGAGUGCCUGUGGGAGCCGGGGCGGCGGUGCCGCGGGUGCUCCGGACUGAGUCCUCGUGUAAUGUUCAAGCCCAGAAAUGCCUUAUGUGGAUCGUCAGAAUCGCAUCUGUGGUUUUCUAGAUAUUGAAGAAAAUGAAAACAGUGGGAAAUUUCUUCGACGGUACUUCAUACUGGAUACCAGAGAAGAUAGUUUUGUGUGGUAUAUGGAUAAUCCACAGAACCUACCUUCUGGAUCAUCACGUGUUGGAGCCAUUAAACUUACCUACAUUUCAAAGGUUAGCGAUGCAACGAAGCUAAGGCCAAAAGCUGAGUUCUGUUUUGUUAUGAAUGCAGGAAUGAGGAAAUACUUCUUACAAGCCAAUGAUCAGCAAGACCUAGUAGAAUGGGUGAAUGUCUUGAACAAAGCUAUAAAAAUUACAGUGCCAAAGCAGCCAGAUUCACAGCCUAGUUCUGAUAACCUACAUCGCCAAGGUGAAUGUGGGAAAAAGCAAGUGUCUUACAGAACGGAUAUUGUUGGUGGUGUGCCCAUCAUUACUCCAACUCAGAAAGAAGAAGUAAAUGAAGUUGGUGAAAGUACUGACAAAAAUCAUUUGAAAAGGUCACAAAGCCAUCUUCCUUAUUUUACUCCUAAACCACCUCCAGACAGUGCAGUUAUCAAAGCUGGAUAUUGUGUGAAACAAGGAGCAGUGAUGAAAAACUGGAAGAGAAGAUAUUUUCAGUUGGAUGAAAACACAAUAGGCUACUUCAAAUCUGAACUGGAAAAGGAACCUCUCCGUGUAAUACCACUUAAAGAGGUUCAUAAAGUCCAAGAAUGUAAGCAAAGUGACAUAAUGAUGAGGGAUAAUCUGUUUGAAAUUGUAACAACAUCUCGAACUUUCUAUGUGCAGGCUGAUAGCCCAGAAGAAAUGCAUAGUUGGAUCAAAGCGGUCUCCGGCGCCAUUGUGGCACAGCGGGGGCCUGGGAGAUCAGCCUCUUCUGAGCGUCCCACCUGCCCUUCAGAAUCCAAACACACUGUCCGCUCUGCCAGCACAGCAGCAGCCACCGCACAUUCCACAGCCUCUCGGAGCAACUCUCUGGUCUCAAGCCUUACCAUGGAGAAGCGAGGAUUUUAUGAAUCUCUUGCCAAGGUCAAGCCAGGGAACUUCAAGGUCCAGACUGUCUCUCCAAGAGAACCAGCUUCCAAAGUGACUGAACAAGCUAUGCUAAAACCUCAAAAUGGCCCUCAGGAAAAAGAUAAUGACCCAGUGGACUUGGAUGAUGCAAGCCUUCCAGUUAGUGAUGUGUAAGCUGGAAGCAUGGGGUCCUGAAUCCCCUUCUACCCUUCAGUGUCCUUUCAUGAGGCCUCUAGCCAAAGAUGAUAAAGAUUGAAAUGUGUUUAAUAUAAUAUAUUUCACUGUCUCUUAGAUACACUCUUAAACAAACUGGUAAACCAAUAUUCUAGGGAGCAGCCAAAUUAAAUGUAAUUCCUUUACGAGACAAAAAUUUGUCUCAGUAUCAGCUGUCCAAAGCUUUGUGUAUUCUCAUUGGAGUGGUAAACGUGUGUGUGAUACUUUUUUCUCCUAGUGACUUUGACAGUUUAAAUAUUUAACAACUAAAAACAUUAAAAAUGCUUAUUUUGAUCCUUUAAAAAAUGCUAUGACUUCCUAUUAAAUGUUCAAUAUUUACACAUUCUUAUUCAUCAAUAUUACCACAUCAAAUAUGGCUGGACUAUGGGGUGUCUGUGGUGCUGCAGAAUUUUUACUGCAAUAUGGACUGUUUUGAAAUUUAACUUUCUUAUGCCCUGGAUCUUGAGGUGAGUGGUAAAUUUUGCAUGAGGAUGAUGGGUUGUCCUGGGUGA
Octodon degus (degu) is the source of this 1903-nucleotide messenger RNA. RefSeq names its product pleckstrin homology domain containing A1 (gene Plekha1). Gene Ontology annotation, molecular function: PDZ domain binding. Gene Ontology annotation, cellular component: cytoplasm; membrane. The coding region runs from base 144 to 1352 and encodes 402 amino acids. The transcript is spliced from 12 exons. Lineage: Eukaryota; Metazoa; Chordata; Mammalia; Rodentia; Octodontidae. The record is from RefSeq and is a predicted model, not a curated record.